Cryptomeria japonica (Japanese cedar) is the source of this 3154-nucleotide messenger RNA. Its product is annotated as heat shock protein 90-5, chloroplastic. The record is from RefSeq and is a predicted model, not a curated record. Gene Ontology annotation, molecular function: ATP hydrolysis activity; ATP binding; ATP-dependent protein folding chaperone. Lineage: Eukaryota; Viridiplantae; Streptophyta; Pinopsida; Cupressales; Cupressaceae. The transcript is spliced from 18 exons. Gene Ontology annotation, biological process: protein folding; cellular response to heat; protein stabilization. Gene Ontology annotation, cellular component: plasma membrane; perinuclear region of cytoplasm; protein-containing complex. The coding region runs from base 348 to 2729 and encodes 793 amino acids.
CAGUCAAAUACGUUAUCUCGGAUAAGCCCCCCCGAAUGAAUGAUUACACCAAUAAACAGAUUCUAGAACCCUCUUCCACUAAAACCCUCGAUCUCUGAAAUAAAUUCAUUCAUUCUAGAGGUUUAGCCCCAAAUUGUUUGUAGGUUUUCAAUUUCAUAGGGUGGGUAAUUUGCUCCAGAAAAGAGCUCCUGCAUAGCAUCCUGUGAACAAAUUUGGUUUCCAAGCACCUUUUUUUUUUAAGGUUAAGGACCUCUUACCCAGAGGUCGCUUGGCUAAAUUUGUAGCGUUUUUAUUUCAGACAGAAUAUUUAUUCUUUUGUAGUUUGAGAACAGUGACACUAGUCAGAGAUGUUGGCCUCUGCUUCUAGUGUUGCUUCUUCUUCACCUUCCAUUCGUCUUGCAACUCUUAGUCGACCGGGAAUUUCUAAAACAUCUCAAAGGCGUGGCUUUUGCGUGGCCUCUGUAUCCAAAAACGGGUUUAGAAGUGGCACUUCAACUGGUUGCAAUCGAUUUAGCCUGGGUUUUGCUAGAACUUCGUUGUCAAGAAGACUCAUAGCUGGCAACGUUAGAUGCGAGGCGACCGUAGUAGAAAAUGAAACACUUCAUACUCCCGUUGAGAAGCAUGAAUAUCAAGCUGAGGUCAGUAGGCUGCUGGAUUUGAUUGUUCACAGUUUGUACAGCCACAAAGAAGUUUUCCUUCGGGAACUUGUCAGUAAUGCAAGUGAUGCUCUUGAUAAGCUGCGUUUUUUGAGUGUAACCGAGCCAGAGUUACUUGCAGAAGGGGGUGGUGACUUGGAAAUUCGUAUCAAACCAGACCCAGAGAAUGGAACCGUUACUAUAAUGGAUAAUGGCAUUGGCAUGACCAAAGAAGAACUAAUUGACUGUCUUGGAACUAUAGCUCAGAGUGGAACCAAAAAGUUCUUACAAGCUUUGAAGGAAAACAAGGCCGGUCCUGACAAUAACUUGAUUGGACAAUUUGGUGUAGGGUUUUACUCUGCCUUUCUUGUUGCUGAAAAGGUGGUUGUUUCCACAAAAAGCCCAAAAUCUGACAAGCAAUAUGUGUGGGAGGCUGCAGCAGAUGCUAGCUCCUACCUAAUAAAAGAGGAGGUAGAUCCAGAAAAUCUUAUCCUUAGAGGGACUAAGAUUACUCUUUAUUUAAAGCCGGAUGACAAGUUUGACUAUGCGGAUCCUCAAAGGAUUCAGAAGCUUGUAAAAAAUUAUUCACAGUUUGUUUCUUUCCCAAUAUACACAUGGCAGGAAAAAUCUCAGACAAAAGAGGUUGAGGACGAUACUGUGGAAGUUAAAGAAGGGGAGGAGAAGAAAACUAAGACAGUCACAGAAAAAUACUGGGACUGGGAGUUGGCAAAUGAAACGAAGCCUAUUUGGAUGCGCAAUGCAAAAGAUGUCCCAGGAGAAGAGUACAAUGAAUUUUAUAAAAAGACAUUCAAUGACUUUUUGGAUCCUCUGGCAUAUUCUCAUUUUACAACUGAGGGUGAAGUUGAGUUCAGAAGUGUUGUCUACAUCCCUGGUAUGGCUCCUCUUAGCUCGGAUGAAGUAAUGCAACCCAAGACUAAAAACAUCCGUCUAUAUGUAAAGCGAGUUUUUAUUUCUGAUGACUUCGAUGGUGAAUUGUUUCCACGCUACUUGGGCUUUGUUAAGGGUGUUGUGGACUCAAAUGAUCUUCCUCUUAAUGUCUCCAGAGAGAUCCUUCAAGAAAGCCGUAUUGUUCGUAUUAUGAAGAAGAGACUUGUCCGAAAGACAUUUGAUAUGAUUCAGGAUAUUGCACAACGGGAAAAUAAAGAGGAUUAUAAAAAAUUCUGGGAGAACUUUGGAAAGUAUAUUAAAUUAGGCUGCAUUGAGGAUUCAAACAAUCACAAGCGUAUUGCUCCGCUUUUACGUUUCUUCUCCUCAACUAAUGAAGAUGAGCUGAUUAGCCUGGAUGAUUAUAUUGAAAACAUGAAAGAAAGUCAAAAUGCCAUUUAUUAUAUUGCAUCGGACAGUAUCUUAAGUGCCAAGAGUACUCCAUUUUUGGAAAAGCUUGUCCAAAAAGAUAUUGAGGUUCUUUUUCUCGUGGACCCCAUUGAUGAGGUUGCUAUUCAAAAUCUUCAGAGUUACAAAGAAAAGAAAUUUGUUGAUAUUAGUAAAGAAGAUUUAGACCUGGGUGAUAAAGAUGAACUGAAAGAAAGAGAAGAUGAAAAGAAAUAUGUGGCCCUUUGUGACUGGAUGAAGCAGCAACUGGGGGAGAAAGUAGCAAAAGUUCAAGUAUCAAAACGCUUGAGCUCGUCUCCAUGUGUGCUUGUUGCAGGCAAAUUUGGAUGGUCAGCAAAUAUGGAAAGGCUUAUGAAAGCACAGACACUUGGGGAUACAUCUACUCUCGAGUUCAUGCGUGGGAGGCGAAUCUUGGAGAUCAACCCAGAUCAUCCAAUCAUUCAAGAUCUCAAUUCCGCAUGCAAAGAUGAUCCUGACAACUCCGAAGCGCACAGGGCAGUUGACCUUUUAUAUGAUACUGCAUUGAUAUCGAGUGGAUUUGCUCCUGAGAAUCCAGCUGAGUUAGGUGGUAAAAUAUACGAGAUGAUGGCAAUGGCACUUGGCGGAAGAUGGAAAAAUACAGAAAAAGUUGAGUCAGAGGAAGUUGAGCCUUCCCCUGCAACUGGAGAUUCUGAAGCUCCAGAAACAGAGGUUGUUGAGCCAUCUGAAGUGUUAACUGAGAGUGAUCCUUGGAAGGAUUAAGAAGAAUCUUCCUAAACAUACUGGGAAGGAGAUGUUAUACGCUUUAGAUGCAAUUUUACUAGUGUAGAAAAUGAUUUGUUCACCUUGCAAGGGUUAAAAUCUUGAGAGUUUCUGGAAGCAGCUUUAUUGAGUGGCAUCUGUAUCCAUCGAGGAAUUUUGUUAGAUGAUAAUUCAUUUGAGGGAAAGGUUGGGGCAGGUAUAGGAUUCAAUUGCUAGGCUGAAGGUUUAAAUUGGUCUGGUAAAAAUUUCAGGCCUUAACUUGUGAUCUAAUCAAUAAUCUUGUUAACAGACAUCUCAAAGCUUCUAAAAGAUUUUUCGCUUGAUCUUUUAUGAGUCUCUUGAAUCUGUAUUCUGCAUUUCAUCAGUACGGUCUUCUAGUUUGCAGGUUUAUCAAUGACAAAGAAAAUUGUGCAAUAUUUUUAACA